UUCAUACUGGUUUCCUCUGGAUGGCGGACACACACCCUGACAAUCAACACGCGUGAAUACAUAAUUUGCAGACCAUGAACUAUGUGGGUCAGCUGGCGGGCCAGAUGUUUGUGCAGGUCAAGGAGCUGUACAGAGGUCUGAACCCCGCAACACUGUCCGGAUGCAUCGAUGUCAUUGUGGUGCGGCAGCCCGAUGGCUCCCUGCAGUGCUCCCCCUUUCACGUCCGCUUCGGCAAGAUGGGUGUCCUGCGAUCCCGUGAAAAACUGGUGGACAUAGAGAUCAAUGGAGAGCCGGUGAGCUUGCACAUGAAGCUGGGAGAGAAUGGAGAGGCCUUCUUUGUCAAAGAGACGGAGAACAUGCUGGAAGUUGUGCCGUCCUACUUGGCAACAUCACCCAUCAUGUCAAUCGGAGAGGAGUUAAUGGAGUCCCAGCUGGGAAGGGGCCUUCCUCGUCACCAUGACACCUUACCCUGUGGCUCGCUUCCCGUCCAGAGCCUGGGACACCAGCAAAGUGAUGGUGUGGUGAACAAGAAGAGGAGGAAGAGGAGGAGGAAGAUACGGCCAGAGGGAGCUGGAGGUGGAGGAGGGAGACGAGAAGAGAGUGGGGAAGAGACGGACGAAGACAUGUUUACUAUUGACUUGAGCUCGGACGAGGAAAGAGACGCUGACGUCAGCAGGCUUAUGUACAGUGAUCAUGGGACUACAGCCAUCACCCAUACACAACCCAGCACUGAUUGGACUCGUUCUCAGAGUCAAGCGAUUAAGGAGACUCUUUCCAUCCCUCCACAAUGUGGUCUGUCCUUCUCCUGUCCUCAGCAGACCUCUCACUUCCCUUCUCUUGUUAGCGGCCCUGAUGAUGAUUCAAGGUCAUCAACACCAAAGAGCGACUCAGAGCUAACCACUCAGGAUAAAGACAACCCAGAAAUGCUGUGGACCUGGGGGGAGCUGCCACAGGCUGCCCAGCCGGCCUUCCUGACUUCCCACCUGAAGCAGGAGCUGGCCCCCACAGUCUCCGUCCCACUGUCUGCCAACACUCACUUCAGAGCUAUCAAUGACAGAGGACCCCCUUCCCUCUCUCUCUAUGGCCCCCAGCCAGGGGAGAGCACUGCUACUGGUGGGCAUGAGGACCCUGAGGAAACCAGACACAAAGACAGAGAUGGCCUAUGUGAUAAGACUGGGGACACGGCUGGAGGGGAGCAAGAGAGGCAGGUGGAGAAUCUGGGGCCGUUGUGUACGGAGAUUGAGCGUCUAACAGCCGGCUCAGUGUCUCCCAGGAUUCUCCUCGAUCAUCUGGAAGAAGGUGGAAACAGAGGAAGUCCCAUCAGAGCAACUGAUUCACCAUCCAAGAGGAAAGAAAAGAGAAGCCAACACCUGGGUUCUGAUGGUGUGUACCUGGAUGACCUUACAGAGCUAGAGCCUGAAGUCGCUGCUCUCUACUUUCCUAAAAGCGACGGAGGCGGCAGCUCGAUGAAAGCAGACUCGGAGAUGAUGAUGAUGGGAGUGCGAGGGGGGAAUCAAUCGCCCCAGUCAGUGGGCAGCAGUGGGAUGGACAGCGGCAUGGACAGUCUGUCCGACCCGUUAGGAGACAUGCCUCACGUCACCAUCUCUUUGUGUGGAGGGCUCACAGACAACAAGGAGAUAACAAGAGAGCAGUUCCAGGAGAAGGCAGUUUCUUACAAGCAAUUCUCAGAAAACCCAUCUCUUAUUGAGGACCCCAACCUGGUGGUGAAAAUAGCAAACAAAUACUACAACUGGAACUCAGCAGCUCCCGUCAUGCUGGCCAUGCAGGUCUAUCAGAAACCUCUGCCGCAGGCCUCAGUGGAGAACAUCAUGAAGGAGAAGAUGCCAAAGAAAGGAGGACGCUGGUGGUUCUCGUGGAGGAGCGGGAACAGUGAAUCAAAAUCGGAUUCAGUGUCAGAGGCCGGGGGAGUCGGAGGAGAGAGCCCCCUCACGAUGGCCUCAGUCAACAGAAUGAAGGAUGAUUCGUCCUCGAGUGAUGAGGACCACAGAUCCUCCAAUCACGUGUCAGGAUCCUGCCAGUCAGAGCCCAUGAUGAGUUCUGGCAGCAUCUGCUAUACGAAGACUCUGCGGCUCACCUCUGAGCAACUGGCCAGCCUGCAGCUGAAGGACGGUCCUAAUGAGGUGGUGUUCAGUGUGACAACUCAGUAUCAGGGUACCUGUCGCUGCAACGGCUCAAUUUAUCUUUGGAACUGGGAUGACAAGAUAGUCAUCUCCGAUAUAGACGGAACCAUCACAAGGUCCGACACGCUGGGUCACAUCCUCCCCAACCUGGGUAAAGACUGGACCCACCAGGGAAUCGCACGGCUCUACCACAGAGUCAGCCUGAACGGAUAUAAAUUCAUGUACUGCUCGGCGAGGGCCAUCGGCAUGGCUGACAUGACGAGAGGCUACCUGCACUGGGUCAACGAGAGGGGAACCAUGCUGCCAAUAGGUCCGGUGCUGCUCAGCCCCAGCAGCCUUUUCUCUGCCCUGCACAGGGAGGUGAUUGAGAAGAAACCAGAGAAGUUUAAGAUUGAGUGUCUCACAGACAUUAAGCAGCUUUUCUACCCCAACACUGAACCUUUCUACGCUGCCUUUGGCAACAGAGCUACAGAUGUGUAUUCCUAUAAGGAGGUGGGUGUUCCACUCAACAGGAUUUUUACUGUCAAUCCCAAAGGGGAGCUCAUACAGGAGCAUGCCAAGACAAAUAUCUCCUCCUUCGGGCGUCUCUGCGAUAUGGUCGACCAUGUCUUUCCAGUCCUGAUUCAAAACGGGGGCUCAGACCUCCCCUGCUCUGACACGUUUGACCAGAGCGACUACUGGAACAAAGCACUGCCUGAUGGCGCCAACCAGGAGGAGGAAGAAGAAGAAGACCCACAGCCCCUUAAGACAAGCUGAGGAAACCCCAUUGAAUCCAGCACAGAGGUCACUGCACUCCAGCUCUUCUCGCAGUCGUCACACAACACUGCUGUCAAUGGUUUUGUGAUUGAAGUGAGUGGAGAUGCUGGUUAGAUUCAUCUAAGAACUUUGAGAAAUGUACUCAAACAUAUAGGGAUUUAAGGAACUGAGCUCUGUGACUUAACAUAGAUAACUGUGACUACUGAUUCAAAGUAGAUGAAGAUGUUUUCAGUGUUCCACGUAAACAAAUUUUAGUGACAUUCAUUCAUGCAACGGUGAGAACACAAGCAGUGCCAAGUAGGAAACCCUAGUAACUGAAUCUAUUGGAAAAGAGAAGUACAAGACCUCAAAGACAACAGUACAGGGAAAAAAAUAGGAAUUGAUACAACUUGUGUCAGCAAAACAAGUGUGGGGGGGGGGACGUAGAGAAGUGCAUUGACUCACGACACACAAACAUCAGUAAAACUGCAUAACACACCAGAACACAUUUGAAUUCUAGUCACCAUUCUCUCCCACAUCACAUAGUAUUUAAAGUUGUAGACAGAAAAGCAACAACACAGAACUCAAGCUUAUGUGUCAGGGUUGGUUUGAAAUCAAUUUCUCUCCAUUCAUAUCACCUAACAAACGUUUUCUGGAUUUUGUACUAAACACAAGUAAGUAUUAACAGAUCUUUCUUUAUUAUAAGCAUCAGCUAUCACAGGCUGGCUAUAGUUUAACAACAAUAAUAAGCAACAAUAAAUAUAUUCCAUUGAGUUAUUUAGAUCUCAGUUUAUUCUCUUCUUAAAUCAGUUUUUUAGUUUUAUAUAUUUUUAUGGAAGGAUUCUGGCUUUUCUUUUAUCCAUAACACACAGCAGACACUCAGCAUCUUGCACCAGAAACAACACAUGACACUAUAGAAAAAAAAACCUUGGGAAAGUGCAGAAAAAACUAAAAGCACAGAUCAUGUAUCCUGUCAUCUUCUGUGCCCAACUCCUCAUCGGCUCCAGCUAAAGGGGUGUGGUCAUUUGACCGUGCUACUGUGAACAAUUUUAGAUUUCCAACAAAGUGCUCAGUCUGCUCCAGUACUCCAGGGACAUGCAGGACAAUGCAACUAACUUCAGUCUGUGUUCUUCACGUCUGUUUUUGAUAUACAUACAUGUGCGUGAACACAAUAACUCAAGUGACAUGCUAGAAUGUAGAACAUGAACCACUCACAGUGUGUGUUAUUUCAAUGACUAAUGCUCAUCAGUGCAAUUACUGUAUAAGGUUAUACAGGAUAAGGUCAUGUUUUUUCAGUUUUAUAAUGUCAGUGCAUAAAUCAGUAUAAUUUCUGUCUUAUAUAUUUAUUAUUUAUUUGUGUAUGUAUACAUACAUAUACAUUUAUGUAUGUAUAUAUAUGCAUCCGCACAAACACACAUAGUUGUUCAUAGAUGUCUUUCAUUAUGCGUUCAUCCACAAAUAAUAUUUGCUGUAACGCAGUAAUGGAAGAUGGACGUCUGUCUGUUUAGUUUUUCAGCACUUAUAUAGAUUUAACUUAGGGGAAACCACUGUAAAUAAUAAUUAACAAUAUUCUUUUAUGAAGUGAACUUUAAAAGAAGAAUAUUUUAAAAUACUUGUUACUGGUUGUCAUUCAAACACACGUGCAUCCAUUACUAUAACUCUGUCUCCAUGAAACCAGUGGCCACCUGUUGCCCUUAGAGGUGUCAGUUUCAACAUGUGGCCACGAAAAGCCAUAGAUCAACAUGCAGUAUUUUAAGAAAGCCAAUAGACUGAUUCACUGUCGCUGAUGUAAAGUCAGCUGGUAAUUGGACGUUUUGUUUUGUUUCGUUGCCUCUGGUUCAUCAUGGGAAAAACGCUUUUACCUUUUUGGAACAAUGAAAAUAAGCGACAUCUACCCAAUGACCUCUGGAGUUGAAUGUCCUACAGCUUCAAGAAAAUUAAAAAAAAUAAUAUGACUGUAGUUCCCUGCUGAUUUUUUAUUAUUUGAAAAUAAUCUGAAAGUAAUUCACCAGAUUCUAGUUAGAAAUCAACAGGGAAGUUUUUGCUCUGAUAUUAAUGUGUGAUAUGUUGAAAAAAUGUGAAAACUAAAUGCCAGAAUACAGUUAACAAGACCUCUGAGUAUGUUAUACCGUUUGAACAUAGGAUAGAUAUAUGUAUGAUGCUGUACUGUGAUCAGCUCUGCUUGAAGGAAAACUAGUCAGGAGUCCACUGAGAGGAAUUCAGUGUAAUCUAUGUAAGAGGAAAAGAUGCAUGUUGUUGUAAUGUUAAAACUGCAUAUAUACAUGGAUGUAACAUUGACUGUUUCUUCCCCUAAUCUUGGUACGGCACUUAAAGAAAGGAACAGAUUCAAUAAUGUGGCUUCCACAAUUCAUAACUAUAAGAUUUACAGUUAUGAAACAGAUUGUCUAAGUUUAGGGCUUUGACUUUGUUAUGUAUUUUUUUUAGUUUGUUUGGAAAUAGUUUCUAAAUUUAAUCACAAUCUGCUUAUCCUUCAGCCAUAUUUAUAGAUCAUUUUGUGAUUUUUUUUCAUAAUAACAUUAUAAAUAUCUCCUUAUUAGUAGAUCUUAUUAAUGAAAUGUGGAAGUGAAAAUAAGAAAAGAGGGUUUUACUAAUGCAACGCUCCUCCCUUAUUUUAGAGUUAAUCAUCUCUCCGAUGAUGAAUGUUCACCUCAUUCUUUCUGUGAAAGAUUUGUGAAAGGUCUUGACUAAUUAUCAAGUCUCUCUCUGUGUUGGCAUGAAUGUGGAUCCGGUCUGAUGUCCUGUGUCAAGGUUUUGCUUUGGGGCGCACUACAGGCAGCCUACAGCAGGGUGCAGUGCGAGCUGCUGUUACCAACGUUGUUGGAAUAAAUCUGUGCUACGAACAAAUUUUUCAAUAAACUCAAAUUUGAUUA
Messenger RNA from Limanda limanda (common dab), 5767 nucleotides. It is a transcript of the gene lpin1a, whose product is annotated as lipin 1a. The transcript is spliced from 23 exons. Gene Ontology annotation, molecular function: transcription coactivator activity; phosphatidate phosphatase activity. The record is from RefSeq and is a predicted model, not a curated record. NCBI's taxonomy places the organism in Eukaryota, Metazoa, Chordata, Actinopteri, Pleuronectiformes, Pleuronectidae. Gene Ontology annotation, biological process: triglyceride biosynthetic process; positive regulation of transcription by RNA polymerase II; fatty acid catabolic process. Bases 75 to 2897 code for a protein of 940 amino acids. Gene Ontology annotation, cellular component: nucleus; mitochondrial outer membrane.